Molecule: messenger RNA, 690 nt
Organism: Enterobius vermicularis (human pinworm)
Lineage: Eukaryota; Metazoa; Nematoda; Chromadorea; Rhabditida; Oxyuridae
Source: the annotation of a GenBank genome assembly
AUGCCGCGUAUAUCGUUCACGGUUAAUCACGAAUAUGCGAGAAUAAGCGAACUGAUUCCCGGUCUGAUGAUUUGUGGAGUUAGCGAAUUGACAUUAGAUAAUAUGCUAAAACAUCGUGUAUCACAUAUUGUCAAUGCAACAUCUGAGGUUCCAAAUUUUCGCUUUCUUGGCAAUAUUCAGCGCACUAAAUUGUGGUACGAUGAUACACCACAAACCUAUAUUUUUCCGGAUUUGGACUUGGUCACUGACCAAAUUCACUCGAUUAUCCAUGAUGGAGGCCGAGUGUUAGUGCACUGUGUCGCUGGUGUUUCCAGAUCUGCAACAGUAUGUUUAGCCUACCUAAUGAAAUACCACUGUCGUUCGCUUCGUGAUGCAUAUCAUUUGAUGUGCCGAACUAGACUCCGAGUUAGGCCAAACAUUGGAUUUUGGAGACAGUUAAUUGCCUACGAACAGUCUGUGAAAAAGACUGUUGGGUCUGUGAGGCUGAUUUAUGACGAAGCACAAGAAGAGCGUAUGAUACCCGACGUCUAUUUAAGGUUGAUUAUUGCCGAAAGACCACAGAAUGCCGUUACUCAAGACAACGGUAAUCGUGUUAAAGACGAAGGUCGUACCAGACGUGGUUCCGGAACCCGACCAAGAUUUCAGCCAGUUUUGGAGCCACUUCCAGAAAAUUUGGAAGCAUUUGCAUAA